UUUGCUCUUCUAAUUCUAGAAAUAGCAGAAGCUUUUAAAUUGUUCGACAAAAACGGCGAUGGUCAAAUUUCGGUAGAGGAACUCGGUGAAGCAAUGAAACAAGCCGGGCAAGAAGUUUGCGAAGAAGACCUACAAGAAAUGAUAAAGGCUGUGGAUCGUAACGGUAAGGUAUUCUCCUAAACAGGCGUUCUCUUCUACUUGCCUUAAAUAGCCUGCUUUUUCUCUGCACAACGUGAAACCUGUAUUAAGCGGACACUGUGUAAGCAGACACCCUGCAUUAAGCGGACAGUGGUCAGAGUCCCCAAAUAUAUUUCCCUUAGGUACUGCCCAAAUAAAGCCUUUCGGCCCAUAAGCUGAAUCCAAGGCAGUCUUGGAUUCUGGAUUCUACGCUACGGAUUCCGGAUCUCAAGUAAAGGAUUAUCAGAGGUUGGAUUUUGGAUUCCAGUCGGUAGUGGGAUCCAGAUACCUUGAAUUGUAUCAUUCAGGAGUCCGGAUUCCAAAGCCCAGUAUCUCGGAUUCCAGGAGAAAAAUUUCCCUGAUUCCAGAAUCUAGACUCCCCUACUUAGGGCGAAACCUUUAUUAAGCGUACGCUUUAAACGGACCCCAGGGGUUAUGGGCUCCUGUGGACCCUUUAUUUUCAUUAGAUUUGACCAUCCAACAUGUCAGGCACUCGAAAUUAAAAUAUUUCCACCCAGAAAUUUUCCGCUUUUACGAUGCAAAACUUACUUAACAAAAGACUUAUUUAUUUGCGUUAACAUAAACAAUGUCGAGUUCUUAAAGAGAAAAGAAACCAGAAAUACAUACACGUGCAUGAAUUGUGUAAGGCCUUAUAUUACAGCAAGUCUACAUUUUUUGGUCAGUUUAUCUUUCAAAUAAUUACAAGAAAAUCAUUCACCUUGCGAUGCGGACUCGCAGCCUUCAUUACCCCGGCCCGUUGAUCAGUUUUACAAUAAUGUUUACUCAUUUUGUAUAGAUCUUGAUGAAAAUUUGAGGUUCCUGAUAUACGAUUUAGAGUACAUUGAUUAAUUGGUCCACUGAAACAAAGAAAUUAGUGCAAACGUAUCUUCUUUGUAUCAGGCAUGCACUGGUGGUUUUUACACCACUGCCAGUGCGGGGCAUUGUGGAGUAAAAGAUUACUCGGCCAGGCCGCCCAUCUGACUCACCCGCAAUGACUUUGUUUGCACGCAGGAAACGGCAAAGUAGAAUAUUCCGAGUUCGAGGAGAUGAUGGCAUGCCACAUGGGCGAUGAACCAAUGACUGGAGACGAUCUAAAGUACUAUUUUAAGAAAUUUGACACCAACGGGGAUGGUUACAUCACUGGAGAUGAAUUGAAGACCGUAAUGAAGACCUUUGGAGGCAAGACCUACACUACAAAAGAAAUUGAUGAUAUGAUAAAAGAAGCAGACAUGGAUGACGAUGGGAAAGUCAGUUAUGAAGGUGUGUUCUAG
Messenger RNA from Porites lobata, 1448 nucleotides. NCBI's taxonomy places the organism in Eukaryota, Metazoa, Cnidaria, Anthozoa, Scleractinia, Poritidae. The record is from the annotation of a GenBank genome assembly.